AUGUCUGCUGAAGUUGCUACCACCCCCGCUAUCGACAACGCUAACGGCGCUGCCGACUCCAACGGCACCACUGUCAACACCAACGUUGCCCCUGACACCGCGUCCAGCGAUGCCGCUACCACUCCCAACCCCAACCAGCCUCAUUCCGCCUCUCUCUACGUUGGUGAACUUGACCCCUCCGUGACCGAGGCCAUGCUCUUCGAGCUUUUCUCCUCCAUCGGACAGGUCGCUUCCAUUCGAGUCUGCCGUGACGCUGUUACCCGUCGCUCCCUCGGAUAUGCCUACGUCAACUACAACAAUACGGCUGAUGGCGAGCGCGCCCUUGAGGAUUUGAACUACACUCUUAUCAAGGGUCGUCCCUGCCGUAUCAUGUGGUCUCAGCGUGACCCCGCUUUGCGCAAGACUGGCCAGGGUAACGUUUUCAUCAAGAACUUGGAUACCGCCAUCGACAACAAAGCUUUGCACGACACCUUUGCCGCCUUUGGUAACAUUCUCAGCUGCAAGGUCGCUCAGGAUGAGUUCGGUAACUCCAAGGGAUACGGUUUCGUUCACUACGAGACUGCCGAGGCUGCCAACAACGCCAUCAAGCACGUCAACGGUAUGUUGCUUAACGACAAGAAGGUGUUCGUCGGUCACCACAUCUCCAAGAAGGACCGCCAGAGCAAGUUCGAGGAAAUGAAGGCCAACUUCACCAACGUCUAUGUCAAGAACAUCGACCCUGAGGUUACUGACGAGGAGUUCCGUGAUCUCUUUGGCAAGUUCGGUGAUAUUACCUCUGCUACCAUCAGCCGUGACGACAGUGGAAAGAGCCGUGGUUUCGGGUUCGUCAAUUACGUCGACCAUGAGAAUGCCCAGACCGCUGUCGAUGACUUGAACGACAAGGACUUCCACGGCCAGAAGCUCUACGUCGGCCGUGCCCAGAAGAAGCAUGAGCGCGAGGAGGAACUCCGCCGCCAAUACGAGGCCGCUCGUCUUGAGAAGGCUUCUAAGUACCAGGGUGUCAACCUUUACGUCAAGAACCUCACAGAUGAUGUCGAUGACGAGAAGCUGCGCGAGCUUUUCAGCGCAUUCGGUACCAUCACUUCUGCUAAGGUCAUGCGUGAUACUGUUGGCGCUGGUUCUGACUCUGAGAAGGAAGAGGGCAAGGAAUCUUCUGAGAAAGAGGGUGAGGAGGCCAAGGAGGAAGAAACCAACGACAAGACCGAAGACGAGGAGAAGUCUGAAGGCAAGAAGUCUGACAAGAAGCUCUUCGGAAAGAGCAAGGGUUUCGGUUUCGUUUGCUUCUCGAGCCCCGACGAAGCCUCCAAGGCUGUCACUGAGAUGAACCAGAGAAUGGUCAACGGCAAGCCCCUUUACGUUGCUCUCGCCCAGCGCAAGGAUGUUCGCAAGAGUCAGCUUGAAGCAAGCAUCCAGGCUCGUAACACCAUUAGACAGCAGCAGGCCGCUGCUGCCGCUGGCAUGCCUCAACCUUACAUGCAGCCCGCUGUCUUCUAUGGACCUGGCCAACAAGGUUUCCUCCCUGGCAACGCUGGCCAGCGUGGAAUGGCUUUCGCUCCCCAACCUGGUAUGGUGAUGGCUGGUAUCCCCGGUGGACGACCAGGCCAGUACCCUGGCGGUUUCCCUCAACAAGGUGGUCGUGGUAUUGGUGGACCCAACCAGCAAAUUCCUCAGAACUUCGGCCAAGGCAUCCCUAUUGGAGCCAUGCAGGCUGGUCCUGGAGGCAUUCCUAACGGCAUGGCCUACCCUCAGAUGGCACAGGUUCAGUUCGGUCGCGGUGCUGGCGGUCGUGGACAAGUCCCUCAAGGCAUUCCUCCCAACGUUGGUGGCCCUCGUGGUGGACCUGGCUUUGGCCAGGGUCGCGGCGGUAUGCCUCCGCGACCUGGACCUGGAGGUCGUGGUCAGAAUGUCCCGGCUGGAGCCCCUGCUGCCCCAGAAGGAACCCCUGGCUCUCUCACCCUACAAGCCUUGACCGCAGCUCCUCCUCAACAACAGAAGCAGAUGCUCGGUGAGGCAUUGUACCCUAAGAUCCAGGCUCAGCAGCCUGAGCUUGCUGGCAAGAUCACUGGUAUGCUGCUUGAGAUGGACAACGCUGAACUUCUUGGCCUCAUCGAUGAUGAGUCUGCUCUACGCGCUAAGGUUGACGAAGCUCUCCACGUUUAUGACGAAUACAUGAAGAACAAGGGUACCGAUGAGCCCGCUGACGCAAAGCCCAAGGAAGCUGCCAAAGAGGCCUCCGAGGAGAACAAAUCAUAA
Talaromyces amestolkiae is the source of this 2253-nucleotide messenger RNA. RefSeq lists its product as uncharacterized. The transcript has 4 exons. Bases 1 to 2253 code for a protein of 750 amino acids. Gene Ontology annotation, cellular component: ribonucleoprotein complex. NCBI's taxonomy places the organism in Eukaryota, Fungi, Ascomycota, Eurotiomycetes, Eurotiales, Trichocomaceae. Gene Ontology annotation, molecular function: RNA binding. The record is from RefSeq and is a predicted model, not a curated record.